Molecule: messenger RNA, 144 nt
Organism: Entrophospora sp. SA101
Lineage: Eukaryota; Fungi; Glomeromycota; Glomeromycetes; Entrophosporales; Entrophosporaceae
Source: the annotation of a GenBank genome assembly
AUGAGCUGGAAUGAUGAUGGCAUAUAUUUGUUUGGAUUAGUCAACAAGGAAAUCAUACCAUCAUCAGAAGAUUGUGCAGGAAUGUUUGAGGAUCUUUAUUGUGUUUUUAAAGAAUUAGAGUAUAAAUUAAAAAAACAGAAGUAG